AUGCCGAGCGGUCCUGAUGGCAAUAUCAACCACCAAGGCGCAUCAACAACCAACAAUCGAUCCCCAAUUCUACCCGCCAAUGAACCUUUGAUGGCCCCACUCAAUGUAUAUUUGGCUUCCCCCAAGUUACAAAUUGCUUAUGGGAAAGUUUAUGUCGAUUACCAAACUCGCUUGUUGAGAGUCUCACGCACAGAGAUUGACUCCCAGAUCCAGCAGUGGAAAGAUUCUUCCCACAUGACCGUGCUUGAUCAGCUCCAUGCUCUAACAACCAAUGAACAACAGGCAUUGGAUGCGAUCAAUUGCGGCCAUAAUGCCCCCAAAAAUCUGUUGGCAGCUGGUAAACUUGAGUGGAUACAAUUUGGCGAGUACUUACCUGUUAAUGGCAUGGAUCAUAUCAAGGCGAGAAGCAUCACCAUUAUAAUGAGUUUGGAAGGCCAGUCCCCAACAACAGCAAAAGAAAAGCUAGAGCCAAUCGAGGAAAAGGAGGAUGCACAGUAUGGGAAGAAAUCUAACACCUGGGUCAAAGUUCAUCGCAGGCACAUCGUGCCCGACACUCUUAUUGCCUAUCGUUUACCCUUUGAAUUUGACGAGGAGGAUCCCGGAUAUAUUAUUAUCAAGCAGUGGAUACCGGAAGACUUUCAAGAGGAAUUAUUCGCCCACACCCGGAAUUUACGAGACGGAAUAUUUAUCGAACGGAAAUCCUCAGCUUCAACUAAGCUAAAGGUUGAUGAUAGGAAGAGAGAUCGAAAGUUCGGAUCCCGAUUUCUAUCACGGAUUAAAAGGGGGUUGGAAGUUGCGGGUCUCUACCGGCUCUACCGGAAGCGAAUUGAUGAGGAAGACGGAGAGUCCGACACGAGCACCUGUCCGGAAGGGGUAGAAGGAGAGGACAAUUUUGAUAGUAUCUCGAAUCUUGAACGGGACGAUAGUCGAAUCUCUGUACUCGAUUCUCGUGUCUUCGAGGAACGUCGCAGAAGUUUUCCUGAAAGGACUCGAAAUGGAGAGGGUAUAUGUGCUUCGAUGAAAGACGAGAAACCUAUUGCAGUCCCGUUGGAAUUCCAAUUGAAUGAUGGGGGCGAAGUGGGCCAGGAGGACGUGGAAGGAAUUGUGGGUGAUCUUUUGUACAAGUAUACUGCUGCAUGA
Molecule: messenger RNA, 1140 nt
Organism: Aspergillus bombycis
Lineage: Eukaryota; Fungi; Ascomycota; Eurotiomycetes; Eurotiales; Aspergillaceae
Exons: 4
Coding region: 1-1140 (379 amino acids)
Source: RefSeq, a predicted model, not a curated record